Symbiodinium sp. CCMP2592 is the source of this 1836-nucleotide messenger RNA. The record is from the annotation of a GenBank genome assembly. NCBI's taxonomy places the organism in Eukaryota, Dinophyceae, Suessiales, Symbiodiniaceae.
AUGCCACCGCAGUCCGAAACAAAAUAUCUCCAUCAGCUGACCGAAGUCCCUGCCGGCUGGGAUCUGGCGACCGUCAUCGGCGCCUUCGCCCACUUGGCUGUUUAUCAAGGCGAUGCUUCUGCAAAUCGAGCUCGCGAGGUGGUGAGCCUGCGGCUGCUGGAGCUCUGGGCCGAGCAGCCGGCGGAGGCCGAGGCCUGGCUCGAGCGCUUCGGGGAGCUGAACAUGGCGACGAGGCAGGGGCGCCUCUGCGAGGCGCUGCUCCGGCACGGGGCGGCCGAGUGGGGGAAGUACGAAGACGACCUGUGGCGCUUCUCCGAGGCGGGGCUCCUUCGAGGCGAGCUCCGCCCAGCAGCGGAGCGGGAGGACUGGGCGGCUUUGUACCGGCAGCAGCCCCACACCCGCGAUCGCUGCCGGGAGCUCGCGGAGCAGCUCGUGGAGGCGGAGAGCCCGGAGACGGCGCGGAAGCGGCAGAAGCUCGAGGAGGAGACUGCCCAGCGGCAUCGCCUCGAAGCGGAGCUCCAGAAGUCGCAGGAGGAGGAGUGUCGAGAUCUUCGCAAUCGCCUGGCCACGGCGGAGGCGGAGGUGUCCAGCAAGGAGGCGGAGCUCCAAGCCGCGCAGAACGAGAGUGCCAAGUGCAAGGAGCAGUGUGCGGAGUUCGCAACUCGUGCUGCAGCUGCGGAGGGGGCGGCGGCGGAGAUGCGAACGGAGCUCCGACAGUUGCAGGAGGAGAAUGGCCAGUGCCAGGAGCGCUGUGAGAAGCUCUUGGCUCGUUUGGAGGCGGAAGCUUCCCAGCAUGCAGAGACCAAGGAGCGUCUUUCACAGGCCGAUUCCGAUGCUGCCGGAAAGGAGGUGGAGCUCCAGCGGCUGCAGGAGGAGAGUCGCGGUCUUCAGGAGCGCUGCCAGCUCGCAGAGGCGCGUGCGGCUUCGGCCGGGAGCCAGGCCGAGCUGCAGCUGGAGAAGGCGGUGCUCCAGCAGCACUUGGCUAAGGCAGAGGCGGAAAGGUCGGGGAUGCUCGGUCAGCUUCUACAUCUGCAUGAAGAGAAGGGCAUGCACAAGGAACGCAUUCGUGAGCUGGAGCGCCAGCUUUGCAAGGCGAAGCAACGCAAAGCCCAUCAUGCUGGUGCCCUCACUCACCAUGGCGUGGCAUUCAGCGAAGUGGCCUCCAGCAGCCAGGAGCCGGAUCUUGCUGAGCGGCUGGGGUACAGCAUCGUGGAUGAUGACGGCACUUCCUCUUCGGUCUUGAGCUGCUCCUCGUGGUUCUCAGUGAAGCCGGACUCCGUGAAAGAUCACUGCUUCAUGGUCGAUGCCAUCUUCAAAACCCGCAGCUAUGGGGCAGACUUCUUCUUGAUGGGGAGAGACCUCAAGAAAGGGUCGCAGGUGGUGGCAGCAGACGAUGCAACCAUCCUGGAGGUGGCCAAGUCGCCGGAAAUAUGCGAUGCCGGCGAGGUUGUGGAGAUGCAGGCGGGCACUGCAACUUUGCGGGUGACUCCAGACCACUUGGUGCAGGUCGCCGAUGUGAAGGGCGAGGUGGAGGAGAGCCUCUACCUUGAGGCUGGCAAGCUGAAGGUGGGCGACCUCGUGAUGCUCGACUCAGGCGACCCGGCGGCCCUUACCAGCGUCACCGUCCGGCCGCUGGCCUGCCAGGUGCUGAAGAUCGUCUUUGAGCCCUACCUUCCCGUGGCCGUCUUCUCUCGUCCGUCCUGCAUCCUCAGCUUGGGCCACAAGAAGGCGGUCAUUCGUCGUGGUGGAAGGGGCCAGGGAGGCCCGGGUCCCUUGGAUGGAAGCAUGGAUGGCAGGGCCUCCAUCCCGAUCACGGCGGGCGAUUACAUGGACUAG